CUCGGUUAGCGCGUUCAUGAGGCAUAGUCCACUCUCUCUUAAACUAAUCUUGACACAUCUCAGAGUUUCUAGAUUCGCAGUAUCUGUGAGAUAAUUGCCCUAAGCUUCACUACAAUCGGACACGGAGUUCUGCUCCGGAACAACCUGCCAAUUGCCAGAAACCAUCAUCUGGCAAUUGUUCGGAUAAAUUGCGAUGCGAUGCGCCACCUUAGCAUUCCAAGCCAAGCUACCAGUGGGCAAAGCCACCAGUAGACGGCCACUAGAAGUCCAGUAGCCAGGCCCAGCCCACACCGUAGCAGCCACCGCUACCCAGGGUCCACUAAGGGUCCUGCCAGGGUCGACCUGCCACAGCAGCACCACGCCAGCGUAGAAACUGCCCCUGAAACCACUUGCUCCCUCACGAAAAACGGGGAAGGUCGAUCCGCAAUGGUAUAAAAGGAGCACCAUGCCCCAACCACAAACAGCACCAAUAGCACAUCCAACACGUUACAACACACACAAUGACUGACUGGUACAACCAAACCUUAAGCCAACUCGACGACCUCGAAUACAUCGAGUUGCCCCAGUUCCAAGUCGACACCGCCUGGACCAUCGGCAACCACGCACGUGACAUUGCCGUCAGCGAGUUCGCCAGCAAGUCGGUGGUUAUCGACAUCAGAUUGACCUCGGGCCACGUGUUGUUCCACACCGUCACCGGCUCGGGCGCCACCUUCGACAACGACGAGUGGGUCAGAAGAAAGGCCCAGACCGUGUUCAGAUUCGGCAAGUCCAGUUUCUACUGGGGCCAGAAGUUGAGAUUGAAGGGUAACACUCUCGAACAGAACAACUACAUCUCGGAAGAAAACUACGCCACCCACGGUGGAAGCAUCCCCAUCAGAGUCAAGGGCGUUACCGGCGUUGUCGGCGCGUUGACCAUCAGUGGUUUGGCACAAGAACAAGACCACGAGCUUGCAUUGAAGGUAUUGGGCAAGUUUGCUUAA
Molecule: messenger RNA, 980 nt
Organism: Suhomyces tanzawaensis NRRL Y-17324
Lineage: Eukaryota; Fungi; Ascomycota; Pichiomycetes; Serinales; Debaryomycetaceae
Exons: 1
Coding region: 501-980 (159 amino acids)
Biological process (GO): post-translational protein targeting to endoplasmic reticulum membrane
Cellular component (GO): TRC complex
Source: RefSeq, a predicted model, not a curated record